AUGUAUGUGGAUGAUAAGAACUCUAAUGAUGUUUCAUUUUCCCAAAUAUCAAAUUUAUUACCAUAUUAUACGGAUUUAUCUUUGACUGUAUUGGCGACAUUGGAAAAUAUUUCAACUAUUCUACUUAGAUAUAUUCUAUUAAAUACGUUAACACCUCAUUCGAUAGUUAAUUUAAUACAAAAUCAAGAUUUGAAUUUACAAGUAGAUGAUAAUAUAGACUCGGGUGGUGUGUUAGAUAACACAACUUUCCAAAAGUUAUUGUCACUUUUCAAGGAAUUAAUGUGUCUAUUUGAAAACAGAAGUCCGGAUAAUUCAUUCACAAUUACGGUCCAUGAUGUUACUGGAGGUCUCUGGGUUCCAAAUCAGUCAAUAGCACAUAUUAUAAAAGACGAUAGACAGUUUAUUGUGAAGACUGUCAAACAAAUAAAUUUAUUAAAAUAUUUAUUGAUUGCAUUAGGUUGUUAUGAUGAUCUUGGAAUUGAUGUUUUAGAAAACAUGUUUUUUGAUGUAUUUUGUUCUCAAUCAUACUUUAACAAGAGAACCAGUUUAUUUAAAAAUAAAAAUUAUGAGGCUCCUGUUAAUAAUAAAAAGGAUAUUCUAGCAGAUGACCAAACAAGAAAAUUUUUGAAGACACACGGGGUAUUACUUUUGGAACUAAAAACACAAGCAUUAGUAUUGACGUUAGAUGAAAUUAGAAAUGGGAGUAGUAGCAUUACAAAAAAUAGAAUGUCACAGGUUCUAGAAAAAAUAUUUCCUAACGAUGAAAUGAAUGUUAGAAAAAAAGAAAUGUCACCAGCUGAAUCUGAAUUUAUAGAAAAAUGCAUCCAUCGUAAGAAUUCUCUUUUUAAAUUUACUAAUUUUGAAACAUUGACUGAACACUAUAGUUGGAAAGAAUUUAUAAAAAGUCUAUUGAGUUUUUGUAACAAGAAUAUUGGAACAAUAAUACUGGGAAGAGCAGGUCGCGGUGUGAAUCCUUUAUUUGAUUAUAAACUAGAGAAUUUUAAUCCUAAAUUAUUGCAAUGUGGGGAACCUGUUAUUCCAUUCAAAUCCGAAGAUGACGGAAUUGAACAGGAUUUGCAUAUCAAAAGAGAAGAAUUGCAUCAGCCUAAGAAUGAAGCAGAAAAUGUGAAUGAAGUGGGUAAUAUAGUUAAAAUGGAAGGAAAUAGUACAGCCAUUUUUUCAAUGAACAUUCCUAAUUCUGAAUCACAAACUACUGCUACAAAGAAAAAAGCAAAUGUUCUAAGAAAUAAGGCAGCUGUGUCACCUAAGAGAACUCAGAUGACUUCUAAAGAACUGGUUGACGUAGCACUUGUUGCCUCUGCCCAAAAUGGUGUUAAAAAAUUGAAGCCAAAGAAAAAUUGGACAAAGAGAGAAGAAGACGUUUUAAAAAUGGGUUUACAAGAGUUAGGACCACUUUGGUCCAGUAUAUUAGCUUUAUACGGACCAGGUGGUAAAGUAAACGAAGUUUUAAAAAAUCGAACACAAGUUCAAUUGAAAGAUAAAGCUCGUAAUUGGAAAUUAAAAUAUUUAAAGAUUAAUGAAGAUUUACCGGAUUAUUUACUCAAAGUCACAGGUAAAAUUAAAAAAUAA
Messenger RNA from Tetrapisispora phaffii CBS 4417, 1590 nucleotides. Its product is annotated as telomere repeat binding factor family protein. The record is from RefSeq and is a predicted model, not a curated record. Lineage: Eukaryota; Fungi; Ascomycota; Saccharomycetes; Saccharomycetales; Saccharomycetaceae. Gene Ontology annotation, molecular function: double-stranded telomeric DNA binding; protein homodimerization activity. The coding region runs from base 1 to 1590 and encodes 529 amino acids. Gene Ontology annotation, biological process: telomere maintenance via telomere lengthening. The transcript has a single exon.